Molecule: messenger RNA, 2146 nt
Organism: Ctenocephalides felis (cat flea)
Lineage: Eukaryota; Metazoa; Arthropoda; Insecta; Siphonaptera; Pulicidae
Product: dihydropyrimidinase-like
Exons: 6
Coding region: 118-1269 (383 amino acids)
Biological process (GO): pyrimidine nucleobase catabolic process
Cellular component (GO): cytosol
Molecular function (GO): dihydropyrimidinase activity
Source: RefSeq, a predicted model, not a curated record
UCGCUGUCCGCUGUACGUAGUGCAUGUGAUGAGCAAGUCUGCAGGCCUGGAGGUGGCCCGUGCCCGUGGUCGUCCAGGAGCUGCUGUUUACGGUGAGACAUUAGCCUGCGCUCUCGCAUGCGACGGGCGAGCAUACCAGGACACGUGUUGGCGGCAUGCAGCCGCGCACGUGCUCAGUCCACCCCUCCGACCGGAUCCAGCAACGCCAGCUUUUCUGAUGUCCCUGCUGGCGCAGUGAAAUCGCCGCUCUACGUGCUGCACGUGAUGAGCCGUGCGGCCAGUGAGGUGGUCGCCGCCAAGAGACGGGACGCCAUACGUUCCGAGUGCGCGCUCUACGGCGAAGUAGUUGCCUGCGCCCUACGAAGUCCUGCGUCCAGGUCCAACUCGAACCUGUUACGCGAUGCCACCAGCCCACCAAUGCCGCGCGAUGAACGUACCGCCACAGGCUUAAUAAAGAUGCUGGCCUCAGAUGAUUUGCAAGUCACUGGUUCAGACAAUUGCACCUUCAAUGAGUCCCAGAAAGCUCUUGGAGCUAAGGACUUCACCAAAAUUCCAAAUGGUGUGAACGGUGUCGAAGAUAGAAUGUCUGUGAUUUGGGAACGUGGUGUGCACGCUGGUUUGAUGGAUCCACAGAGAUAUGUUGCCGUGACCAGCACUAAUGCAGCUCGUAUUUUCAAUUUAUAUCCACGUAAAGGCUGUAUCGCCGAAGGAUCUGAUGCUGAUAUCCUCAUUCUUAAUCCCACUAAGACGCGUGUUAUUUCAGCCAAGACACAUCAUCAGGCGGUGGAUUAUAAUAUUUUCGAGGGUAUGGAAUGUCACGGUGUUCCAGAAUACGUUAUUGUGAACGGUCGUGUUUGUGUCGACGAAGGCGACCUGAAAGUUGUGGAAGGCCAUGGAACUUUUGUAGAGACACCAUGUCAUGCACCAUUUGUCUAUGAGACACCACAAGGAUCCAUAGCAGCCGUAAAUGAUAUGACACAACAGUUGCAGAUAGAUGUGCCACCGAGCAACGGACACCAUGAACCACUACCACCAGCUGGAGCUCCUGCCUAUGCAAGAUCCCCAUACGCAUUAAGUCCGGCUUUAUCCUUUGCACCGAGUUUAGCCGACAGUACGGUGAGUAGUACCGGCAAAGCUCCCCGUCAGGAAGGACAGCGUAAUUUACAGGAUUCCACUUUCUCUAUCAGCGAAGAGUUGGAUGGUGGUGACAGACGCUCUUGUAUUCGCGUCAAGAACCCGCCUGGUGGAAAGUCUUCCGGUUUCUGGUAAAACCAGAACAGAGUGCAAUUAGUUAUAAUAUAUACUUACAACAUCACACUACAUAUACACUCACAAACACGAAUAGGACAACAUCACACAUAUUACUUAUUUGCAAUUCGAUAGAAAACUCAUAAUUAAGGAAGAAACGAAUUUAAAAUCAAUGUGUUUCGGAAUUUGGCAUUCCAUUACGCGUAACAGAGGUAAAGAAGAAAAUUAUGUUUUGGCAUUUUGAAGAUCCGACUUUUAAUAGAGGUAUUACAGAUGAAUUUUAAAACGAUGUUUAUUAUAAAACUAAGAAACUUCAUUUUAUGAAAAUCAAGUUAAUAAUUUAACAUAGUUUUUUUUUGUUACUGUUGCGCGUAUCAGAAUCACUUCGUUAAUUGCAUUUUAUGUAUCACUGAGACACAAACAAAGGGUCGGUGUGAUGUCGCGGCGGGAAUAAAAUUCUCAGGUACACAUUGUAAAAAGUAGAUGCCAAAAAUUGAGUUCAAAUCUUUACAACCUAUAAAGCUUUAUGAUUUUAUCCAAAGAUGAUAUAUUGUUGUAACAGUUUACAAAACUAGUCAUGAAGUUGUUUGUUAUUUUCAGAGUUUUGGGUAUAUUGUUUUUAUAUUUGCUGAUUUAGAAUCAGUUUUAGCUUUCUGUGCACACGCAGAUAACAUUAUUUUGACAGUAUUCUUGAUUGAUAUAUAUUAAUCUUGAGAUAUUUUUGAAAAAUAUUGAUUUGUGUUGGAAAGAUAUUACGAUAUAGUAUUUAAUUUAUUUAUUAUUUUCAAAAAUAUUUGUCAUCGACCCUACUGCGCGCCCUUGUUAUUUUGUUUUGAUAUAUAAGAUUUAUUGUUGCUUAGUACAGUUCAUAUAUUUAUUUAUUAGAUUAUAUCAUACU